AUGGAGAAUGAGAAAGGUGCGAGUUCAAGUACAUUCAAAAUGGGUAACUCUGCACAAGAGAGGAGUUUGCCUUAUGUGCCUGAUUGUUACGUUGUCCCAUCUUCCUACGAGCCACGUGAUGCGCUCGAUUCAAGUUCCGAAAGCGUACCAACGAUCGAUAUUUCUAGCUUGAAAGGUAGUGAUGAUGAGCGUCGAGGGGUUAUUCAAGAGCUAAGAUUGGCAUGUCAGUAUUUCGGUUUCUUUCAAAUAGUGAACCACGGAAUUGACCAGAGCAUACUGGACGAUGCAUUGGCGGUUGCGAAAGGCUUCUUCGAGCUGCCAGCGAAGGAGAAAAAGAAAUUUAUGUCGAACGAUGUGUAUGCACCGGUUCGGUACACUACGAGUCUCAAGGAUGGUUUGGACAAGAUCCAAUUCUGGAGGAUAUUUCUAAAGCACUAUGCACACCCUCUCCAUCGUUGGAUUCAUCUCUGGCCUCAAAACCCACCUGAAUACAGGGAAAAAAUGGGAAAGUUUUGCGAGGCAGUGAGGGUUCUAUCUCUCGAGAUAAUGGAAGCAAUAACGGAGAGCCUAGGACUAGGAAGGCAAUACCUGUCGUCUCGAAUGGACAAAAACGGCAUGCAAGUCAUGGCCGUUAACUGUUAUCCACCGUGUCCGGACCCUAAGACGGCGCUAGGCCUGCCGCCGCAUUCAGACUACAGUUGCAUCACCAUCCUUCUACAGAACUUGACCGGUCUCGAGAUCUUUGAUCUGACAGCUCACGGUGGCUCUGGCCGCUGGGUUCAUGUCCCAGAAGUUAAAGGUGUACUCAAGGUCCAUAUUGGUGACCAUGUGGAGGUGCUAAGCAAUGGACUAUACAAGAGCGUCAUUCAUAAAGUUACUCUAAACGAAGAGAAGACGAGAAUCUCCCUCGCGAGCUUGCAUAGCUUGGGUAUGGACGAUAAGAUGAGCGUACCGUCCCAAUUGGUUAACGAUGAAAACCCGGUUCGGUAUAGAGAGAGCAGCUUUAAUGAUUUUCUUGACUUUCUUGUCAAGAAUGACAUCUCUCAAGGGGAAAGGUUCAUUGACACUCUUCGAAUCAAGGACUGA
This is a messenger RNA of Eruca vesicaria subsp. sativa (arugula), 1086 nucleotides long. Lineage: Eukaryota; Viridiplantae; Streptophyta; Magnoliopsida; Brassicales; Brassicaceae. The record is from the annotation of a GenBank genome assembly.